AUGAAAUUAAAUUAUGAUUAAUUUGUGAAAAAAUAUUUUCCAGUUUAACAAAUAACAAACCUAAAGGAAUCCUCUUCAUUAAUAUUUGUAUCAAAGUAAGGAUAAAUAAUAAAAGAAUAAAAUUUUACAGAAAAUGAAUGGCUAUUAUGGAGGGAACAUUUUCGAUAGGAAAUUGAGUUAUAAAAUAUUCUAAAUGAAUAUGAACCUAAUUACUUUCUCAAAAUUUUGGAUUGGGCUGAGGAAUUUUAAGAAUAAUUGCACAAAGUGUUGAUUAUUUAUGAAAACUAAAAGGAUAGUUAAAAUUUAGAAUUAUACAUAAAAAAUAAUACAAUUAGUCAAGAAAAAUUGAUAAAUAUCAUUAUUUAAAUCCUUGGAAUAGGAAUGGCACUUUAACGUAGAAAGAUUUUUCACUUAAAUAUAACUCCAAAAAAUUUGAUAUAUGUUAACGGAUUUAUUAAGCUUACUGACUUUGGUAGUUCUAGAGUAAUACACAAAUAGUAUUAUUCUUAAAAAUAUUCUGA
Molecule: messenger RNA, 521 nt
Organism: Paramecium pentaurelia
Lineage: Eukaryota; Ciliophora; Oligohymenophorea; Peniculida; Parameciidae
Source: the annotation of a GenBank genome assembly